Messenger RNA from Paraglomus brasilianum, 380 nucleotides. Lineage: Eukaryota; Fungi; Glomeromycota; Glomeromycetes; Paraglomerales; Paraglomeraceae. The record is from the annotation of a GenBank genome assembly.
AUGUCGUCUAUUUCUACGGGACUGUCACAAAGGUGGAUUCGUCAUCACAAGCUAUUAAUGUCACCUGCUCCCACUCUAAAAAAAAUUUCUCUGGAUCCAUCGUCCAUCCCUCAUAAUUUUACUUACGUAACAGCAGUUAGUACAAUUGCUAGUAAACCAAACAUCACAGAAACAACUGUUUCGUUCGACGCAACAUGCAACGUUUGUUAUUCCGAAAAAUACUACCUCCAACGACACCAACAUUACGGUUCUCCUCCGUCGUCUCACCGGGCGAUUAUUGCCCGAAGCGUCGCAGAACAGUCACCCCCACAAAAAACCAAACUUCCACCACCCUCUCAAGACCACCGCGUCGGAAAACUGAGUCAAGCUCCAAUGACGAC